Molecule: messenger RNA, 567 nt
Organism: Strongylocentrotus purpuratus (purple sea urchin)
Lineage: Eukaryota; Metazoa; Echinodermata; Echinoidea; Camarodonta; Strongylocentrotidae
Exons: 4
Coding region: 220-567 (115 amino acids)
Source: RefSeq, a predicted model, not a curated record
AAUCGAGACAUUCUAUUUUUGUAUUUUUGUUUUAUUCAAAAUAAUAUAGUUCUUUUACCGCUUUCUUUAACGAAAUAGAUACAACAAGAGAGUGAGGAUGACUUAUCACCUGCGGAGGCUCUGAUACAAUUCCUAAUAAAUCAAGGAUCCAAGAUCGACAUCAAAGAUAACAAAGGUUUUACUCCGGUACAGUAUGCCAGAGAGGAGCGCAUUAGGCAAAUGGUAUUCCGGAGCUUAUCCGAAGAUGAUGUUCAUAUAUUCCGGGAUCUGCCGGUUGCAAGAUCUACUGAAAGUCAUCGCAGUAUUGGCUGUGAAGGAGGGAUUCUACAUUUGGAUAGUUGUGACGUCACAAUGUCGAUUCCACCAAGGACAGUGCAAGCUGGUACUUGCCACGAUGUAUCAAUAGCUCUAGUCACUGAUGAUCCUCCACCUAUCCGAGAGAGGGAGUUUCUUACAGGCUAUGGCAUUGGCAUCACAUUCCCUGCACAGAAGAAGAGGAAAAAUGUCUAUACCGUCAAGUACAUCCUGGAAGAUGUUUUGCACUUGAACCUGAGUCACGUGAUCUAG